Messenger RNA from Anarrhichthys ocellatus (wolf-eel), 5425 nucleotides. RefSeq names its product gamma-aminobutyric acid type A receptor subunit beta3 (gene gabrb3). The record is from RefSeq and is a predicted model, not a curated record. Gene Ontology annotation, biological process: monoatomic ion transmembrane transport. The coding region runs from base 173 to 1696 and encodes 507 amino acids. Lineage: Eukaryota; Metazoa; Chordata; Actinopteri; Perciformes; Anarhichadidae. Gene Ontology annotation, molecular function: extracellular ligand-gated monoatomic ion channel activity; GABA-A receptor activity. The transcript has 10 exons. Gene Ontology annotation, cellular component: membrane.
CACCUCCACCCCCCCUUUUCUCAGUCGACUUUCUCCUCUCGGGCAAUCAAUGGAUUUACUCUGAUUUUCAAGAGCGCCGGGAACCGUCUCGACUGUUGCUGCUGUUAUAAACAACGGGGGAAAAGAAAGAGAGAGAGAGGGAGGGAAUAAAAAACAAAAACAGGAAGGGGUGAUGUUUGCUCUGCACAGGGUCCGUCAAUUCCGCGUCUUGUCCGCGCUGGUCGUCGGUUCGAUUGUGUGCUGCGCGAAGAGAGUCAAUGAACCGGGCAACAUGUCUUUCGUGAAGGAGACGGUGGACAAACUACUGAAGGGAUACGACAUCAGACUGAGGCCGGACUUUGGAGGGGCCCCUGUUGCAGUCGGGAUGAGCAUAGACGUGGCCAGCAUAGACAUGGUGUCAGAAGUCAACAUGGACUACACGUUGACCAUGUAUUUCCAACAGUACUGGAGGGACAAGCGUCUGGCCUACAUAGGAAUCCCCCUCAACUUGACCCUGGACAACAGGGUCGCCGACCAGCUCUGGGUCCCCGACACCUACUUCCUCAAUGACAAGAAGUCGUUCGUCCACGGAGUCACCGUCAAAAACCGCAUGAUCCGCCUGCAUCCUGAUGGAACCGUUCUCUACGGCCUCAGGAUAACUACAACAGCAGCAUGCAUGAUGGAUCUCAGGAGGUAUCCCCUGGACGAACAGAACUGCACUCUGGAGAUAGAGAGCUAUGGCUACACCACAGACGACAUCGAGUUCUACUGGAAAGGAGGCGAGUCGGCUGUAACGGGGGUGACGCGGAUCGAGUUGCCUCAGUUCUCCAUAGUCGAUUACAAGCUGGUGUCCAGAAACGUAGUCUUUUCCACAGGUGCCUACCCUCGACUGUCUCUGAGCUUCAAGCUAAAGAGGAACAUCGGCUACUUCAUCCUGCAGACAUACAUGCCAUCGAUCCUGAUUACCAUCCUCUCCUGGGUCUCCUUCUGGAUAAACUAUGACGCGUCGGCGGCCAGAGUGGCUCUAGGGAUCACCACGGUGCUGACCAUGACCACGAUCAACACCCACUUGAGGGAGACGCUGCCCAAGAUCCCGUACGUCAAGGCCAUCGACAUGUACCUGAUGGGCUGCUUCGUCAUGGUCUUCCUGGCCCUGCUGGAGUACGCCUUCGUCAACUACAUCUUCUUCGGGAGGGGUCCUCAGAUGCAAAAGAAGCUGGCAGAGAAGGCGGAGAAGGUCAACAACGAGAGGGCGGCCAAAUACGACGCCGCGAGGGAGGCAGGUAGUAGGACCGCGUCCCUAAAGCGGUCCAAUCAGGUUAGAGGUCUUCGCCACUCACGCUCGGCGGAACCGCACGGCCACGGGAACAUCCUGCUGACCACCCUGGAGAUCCACAACGAGGUGGGGGGAGGCGAGAUCACCACCAGCUUGGCGGACAUUAGGAACUCUCAGUCCAUGGUGCAGUUGGACAGCACGGCCUCGUCGCACAUCCAGUACCGCAAGCAGAGCGGCGGGAUCGGCCCGCGCUCCACCAGCCGGCACUCCCUGGACCGGUCCGCCCAGAUGAAGCGCAGCCGCCUGCGGAGGCGGUCCUCGCAGCUCAAAAUCAAAAUCCCCGACCUGACGGAUGUGAACGCCAUUGACCGCUGGUCACGGAUCAUCUUCCCCUCCGUGUUCUCACUGUUCAACCUCAUCUACUGGCUCUACUAUGUCUGAUUGGACUGUUUUGUUGAGAUGUUUGUUGUUGUUUGUUUGAUUUUUUUUCUUCUUCUUCUUUUCUUCCUUUUUUUUGGUUGCUUUUAUAUAUAGAAUCUGUUAAAGACUGCAACACUUUGAGACGGGAAAAAAAAAACAGACUGAGAAAAGACUACUGAGUUUUGGACCAAGUUCUUGUCAAAAUUGUUUUUAUAUUUGCAGUCUUUGAAUCCUUAGUACCAAUGUCUUUUUAUUUUCUAAAGUAUGUACUGUAAUUGGGACUUGUGACAGUCAUUUCCCAACAUUUGCCCUCUCAGUAAUGUGUAAAUAGAGAGAGACACGAAAGCCAGCAAUUGAAUAAGUAAAUAAGUAUUUGCAAAAAAAAAAAAAACGACACAAAACGCAAUGAUUUUUCUAAUCAAAAAAAAUAAUUAAGAAACCUUUCUACAACACAACAGGUGGUCAGAUAAAUGCAGGCAAUUCCUAAAAGUCCAUGAAACAAACUAAUGUAUGUUUGACUGGUAUCCUAUGCACUAUUAAUGCAUGUAAUGAUCAACCAUAAUGGAAAGACAAUGACUUCUCUUUUGCCUUGGAUUAUGUCACAACUUUACAGAAGACUCUGUCGAUGUGUCGCAUUGAUAAUAUACAGAAUACUUGCUAUUAACCAUGUCAUGCAUUGAUCUGGUGAACGUUUACCCAAACACAAUCAUUUUAAAGUUGAGGACUUUCUCCUCUGUUCAGGAUGACUGAGACUCAGGUUCUGAAUCUUUUGCUAUUUGAAAACUAGUUCUCGACAAAGAAAAGUGUCGCUGAAAUAUUCAUUUUUUUUGGUAAUUUGAUAAGGAAAAAAAAGAAAGCACAAAUAUGAAUAAAACUGCCAUUUCUUCAGCUUCAAGUGAUAGCAUGACAGAAUUGCACUCAAAUUUAUCAAACUUCCUCUAAAAGAAACAAACUGUCUUAUUUAAUUUAAAACAACUGCCAAGGGCCUUUUUGGGCGACAUGGUUACUCAAUCCAUGAAAUAUUAUGAUAUUUUUGUACUCUGUGUGUCUUCAGGUAUUCAUUUGAUUUUCCUAACCCGUGUUUUUUUUUUUUUUUUUUGCUCAACACUAUCUCUGUUGUGGUGAUAGAGUGGAGGAAUGAAACCCAUUUUUUGUACAUAAGUACAUAGGUGUGUACAUACAUAAAUGUAUAUAUACACAUAUAUAUAUAUAUAUAUACUGUGUGUGCAACCCCAAAUGAAAAUGAUCGAAGCAUUUUGUGAUUGUCAUACUGGCUAUUAAUUGCCAGAAUAUUUAGUGCAAAAAAAGUAAAAAAAAAACAAAAACAAAUUAACAGGUCAGUUACAAGCAUCGGUUUAGUUUUUGAGCAUUUAUGGGGCACUCCGAAUAUCUUCUCAAACAUAUCUUCUCAAACAUCCGACCAUGUUGGAAUCCACUCCAGACACUGUGCGUAUGUUCACCCUGCGUUUGUUAGUUACCCUACGACUCGCCAUGCAGCAGCGAACGCAAAAUGGGUUUUCAUCGAUUUCCGCUCUGUCUGAUUAAUAAGCACACACGAGCGCUGAAUGUACCAGAUCCAAUCUUCAGGGAGAGGAUAAUGAGCCAUGGUCAUCAUUUCCCCAUCAGAAUGUAACACGCCCAUUCUUACGAGGAAAAGGGAGGGGGAGAGAGGGAGGCGACGAUGUUUUAAGAGCGUGUGCACGUGCAUGUGUGUGUGUGUGUGUGUGAGAGAGAUGUGGAUAAGGAGAGCUGGAGAUAGGACGGGCGUGGGCAGACCAUUUAUUUUCUGUGCUGCUUGCUGGACCAUGGACAAAUGUCAACGUGUAAUAGUUGUGUGGAUAAAAAUAGCUCUCCUUGUCCCACUCUUGAUAAACUGUGCCAUUCCACCUUAAGGUCGCAGAGCAAUCAAGCAGUUACUACUCAUGGACGAUGGCGUUAAUUUGUCACGGAUACAUGACGUACUGUGCAUGUACAAGAAUACAUGUUAUGCUACUCGGUAACAUUGAGUUCAAAGUUGGGAUCAAUUUAACAAAGAAAAAAGUAAAGUUUUAUGUAUACAGACCGAUUGAUAUGUGACUAAGAACUGAAUGUAUUGUACUUGGAUUGUUGCCGCACAAAUGCAAUUUUCUGUCUGGAACCAGGAUUGACCUCAACCCCGUUUAAUUAGGGCUCUAGUUGAUUCCACAUACAAGUUUCUUGUCCUGUUUUCUACUGUGUAGACGGGGCGCAGUGCACAUUAUGACCCGGGUCCAAAGCUCCAUUUGUAGAUGAAACAAUAUCGCGUAUGAUAAGCCAAAACAUCUUACGAAAGGUGUGUUCAGAAGAAAUUCCUUUUCACCUUGCGUCAUUUGUUUUAAUUUGUUGUUUUUUUCCCGCCCCGGACAGCAAUGUACCAACUGUACGUUAGCGGCACAUUAGCUAGCAACGGACUCACCGGUUCUUUCUGUUACUUCCCUCUCUGUACGUUUUUAUGAAGUGGAUUCAUAAAACCAUGGGAUGAGCGUAAUGUUUUUCCUGGAAGUCAAGACAUUUCCAUCUCGUACGGAUGCGUUUUUCGCGUUGCGUCGCUCCGUACAUUUUUUUUGUAUGCAAUCGCGCCGCCAGCUAAGAGUCGCUCGGCGUUCUGUCCGAACACACAGUGAGAGAAGAUGUCCGGACUUAAAGCACAAAGCGUUGUUUCGUGAUCUCACGCGUUCAAGGUUGUUCAGGCAUUGAAACCAGUUUGUCCAAAGACGUUUCAAGCUGCUUCGCGUAGUUUCGAAAGGAGGAAAUUCGUACGAAAUAAAUCUCCAAAAAAAAAUUUGUGAAGCUUCGGUGUUGUGUAAAUAAGAUAUAAUGAGGCAGAUUUCUGGAACACUAAAGCUAGAAGAAAAUAACUUUUUUACUUCCUGGCUGAGUGGUUCACUUUGAUUUAAACGAUUACCUUCGGGUACGUUUUUGCAGUUUUGAGUCAUUAUUUGAAGUACCGGACUACGUAGUGCAGUCGAAAAGCGAAUGAGACAGAAACUCGGUACUUGUUUAUCAUGCAUGCGACUACAAUUCGUAACUUGGGUAGAUCAAAAAAAGAAUAAAAAAGAGAGAGAGAUAUUUUGCAAAAACUCACUCGCGGGAACUGCCAACUGCUCAUUUUAGAGAUGACAAUAUGCCAUGUGAGCCUAAAAUAAAAAGAAAAAAAAGUUUAAAAAUAAUAAAUGAAAAAAAAAAAAGUCAUCAAAGACUUCAGGUGUUGUAUGGCCUUGGUCCCAUAAUGGAAUGUGAAAUGUUCUGUGCUGCCACAAAAUGUAUUUAGGCUUAGAUUUAUACUGUAUAUCUAUGUAUGUUUCUCUUCCUUUUACAGUAGGUUAUCAUGUUAAACCAUCGAAUAAAUUAUAUACAUUGUACCUGUGUAUUUGGUAUUGCGAGCAUGCAUGACACCCCGUGAAGAAUCUGCAUAUACUGUACAUGUAGAGCACGCUCAUGCAAUGAACGGCCAUUUCGCACAUACAAUAGAACUUUGAUAAAAUGUCGCCUGUACGUAUCCCAACACUUCUUGGGAGUGUCUCCUCUUCAACUAUCCAGGUGCCCUUGAGCAAGGCACUUAACCCCCACCUGUUCCCGUGCAACUACACAGUAACAGUUGAAGACGUUUCAUUGCAACUCCCAGCUGGACAUCUUUUGUGUAUGAAGUGAACUUUAUGAAUGUGUGCCAGAGUGUUGGUGAAUACGAGUACAGUAGUUCCCUGCAUAAAUAAAGAUUAAAAAACAAAACAA